AUGGCACUCUGGCCUAUGCGCUCGUUCGAUCGUGACAUGGACCCCAUGCGUGAUUUCGACCGCUUCGAGCGCCGUAUGAUGCGCGACAUGGAUCGCUUCCAGCGUCGUAUGAUGCCGUACUGGAGGGAUGAGGACCAGUCCAUUCUGAACAUUGCAAAUCAGGCCCACGAGGUAGUCAACGACGACAAGAAGUUCGCAGUAUCGCUGGAUGUGUCGAAAUUCAAGCCGGAAGAACUGCAAGUGCACAUCGAUGGUCGCAACCUAACCAUUGAAGGAAAACAGGAGGAGAAAACCGAACAUGGACAGAUGGAGAGGUCAUUUGUCCGUAGCUGGACUCUUCCUGAUGAGGUUGACCUCGAUGCCGUCCACACGCAGCUCACUGAUGUUGGACAUCUUUGCAUUGAGGCUCCAAAGACCGGCUUGCACACAAACCGCAGAACUCUUCCGAUCCAGGCUGCUCCCAAAACGAAGUAG
This is a messenger RNA of Necator americanus (New World hookworm), 474 nucleotides long. RefSeq lists its product as uncharacterized. The record is from RefSeq and is a predicted model, not a curated record. Gene Ontology annotation, cellular component: cytoplasm; nucleus. The transcript has 3 exons. Gene Ontology annotation, biological process: protein refolding; IRE1-mediated unfolded protein response; response to heat. NCBI's taxonomy places the organism in Eukaryota, Metazoa, Nematoda, Chromadorea, Rhabditida, Ancylostomatidae. The coding region runs from base 1 to 474 and encodes 157 amino acids.